CUUUUUUGUUGCUGGCUGGCGCUUAAAAUAAGGAAACGACAUCGUUUUCUUUGGCCGCGUAUUUCCAACUAACAUUCAAAGAGCUUCUUCUAAACUCAACUAACGUUCAAACGAAACUAUUGGUCUCCUCUCCUCUCUUUCCUUUUCAUCGCCUUCUUCAUCACUACAGACAAGCUCAUCUUAAGCACGGACCUUGAUCCAUCCAACGUAUCCUAAUUUGACACGUGUCCCUUUUAGUGUCAACGAGCCUCAGCGAACUGAUCUGAUACGAGGGAUACACCAACAAGCCACAACCAAAAACCGGAUCGAUUCGGACAAGCACCGGAUCUUCUUAACUCAUUAGAAAGGGUUUCUUUCCUUAAAAUCCUUUUCAGAACUUGAGGUUUUGCAUGAACUCUCUCACCGUUAAUUACUUAUUUUUGGGAAUAAUAUAAUGGAUGUGAAAGAGAGUGAAAGAAAGCUAAUAGUAAAACCAGUGGCUUCAAGGCCUUCAUGCUCUAGCGUCAGGACAUUCACUGAGCUUAUGACUGAUUCAGUUACCGUCUCUCCACAAUCGAACUGUCACGAGACUGUAGACGCUUCUAUAAGACCAAAGACUGAGAGGUUUAAACAGCCAGCUUCAGCUUCAGCUUCUGUCUCAUCUCCACGGGUGGAAGGAAGUGGCAAUGGAAAAUCUUGUGAUGAUUCAGAGAGCAAAAAUUAUGUCAUUUAUAAACCUAAAGCAAAGCUUGUCUCCCAAGCAACCGUCUCUGCGUUGGCUAAUAUGCUUCCGGGAAAUUGUCAACAGACUUGGAUAAAAAGAGAAGCAGUAGCGUAUGGGAAGCGUGUUAGCCAAGGCACACAUCGAGCAGGUCCUAACCUAAUCCCUAGAGUUCCAACCUUUAAAGAAUCAGAGACAUCCACUGGGGACAGAUCUUACGUGGACGGAUACAACUGGAGGAAAUACGGACAGAAGCAAGUCAAAGGAAGUGACUCUCCAAGGGGUUACUACAAAUGCACACACCCCAAAUGUCCGGUUAAGAAGAGAGUAGAGAGAUCAAUGGGAGGUCAGGUUUCAGAGAUUGUGUAUCAAGGUGAGCAUAAUCACUCUAAACCCUCUUGUCCUCUUCCGCGGCGGGCUUCAUCUUCAUCCUCUUCAGGGUUUCAGACACCAUCUGAAGGAUCAAUGGGGGAAGAACCUAACCCUCUCUGGAGCAAUCAAGAGAAGAUGAAUGAAGGGUGUGUUAUAACACCAUUCGAGUUUGCUGUUCCAAGAACAGCAAACUCAAGUGGUGGAACUUCGGAUUCCGGUUGCAGAAGUAGCCAGUGUGAUGAAAGAGAGCUUGAUGAUCCAAGCAGAAGCAAGACAAGCAUGAAGAACGAGAAGCAAUCAAGUGUAGCUGGAGUAUCCCAAAGCUCAGGGGAAUCGGACAGUCUCGAAGAUGGAUUCAAGUGGAGAAAGUACGGACAGAAAGCGGUUGGAGGGAAUGCGUAUCCGAGAAGUUACUACAGGUGCACGAGCGUGAAUUGUAGAGCAAGGAAACGCGUGGAGAGAGCGAGUGAUGAUUCAAGAGCUUUCAUUACAACCUACGAAGGUAAACACAAUCACCACCAUUUGCAACUGAGGCCUCCAACUUCUUCUACUCUUCCUUUUAGCUCCCCACAACAUUCUAAUCAAGCCAUUUAAUGACCUCCACUUGUCUUCUUCAAUCUUCAUUGCAAGUUUACUUACAUUAUCUUUCUUGUUUUGAACAAAAAAAAUCUUUCUUGUUAACCAUUGUGGAUUUGUUUAUUUACAUCAAUGUUUCAAGGACAACAAGACAUUAAUGACAUUUGUCAUGUAACAAACAAAAGAAAGGCAAAUAGAAAGAGUGAUGAAAUUCAAACUUAAUUUGUUUAUUGCUUCCAUUUACUAUAAUUGAUUUUGGUUAAUAUGCAAACAAAAAUACCUGAAGAUAGAAGCCAUAUUGCCCAUUGUAACCAACCAACUCUUACA
Molecule: messenger RNA, 1975 nt
Organism: Brassica napus (rape)
Lineage: Eukaryota; Viridiplantae; Streptophyta; Magnoliopsida; Brassicales; Brassicaceae
Product: WRKY transcription factor 44
Exons: 5
Coding region: 434-1666 (410 amino acids)
Biological process (GO): regulation of DNA-templated transcription
Molecular function (GO): sequence-specific DNA binding; DNA-binding transcription factor activity
Source: RefSeq, a predicted model, not a curated record